Punctularia strigosozonata HHB-11173 SS5 is the source of this 1476-nucleotide messenger RNA. Its product is annotated as SET domain-containing protein. Gene Ontology annotation, molecular function: protein binding. Gene Ontology annotation, cellular component: nucleus. The record is from RefSeq and is a predicted model, not a curated record. The transcript has 5 exons. NCBI's taxonomy places the organism in Eukaryota, Fungi, Basidiomycota, Agaricomycetes, Corticiales, Punctulariaceae. The coding region runs from base 1 to 1353 and encodes 450 amino acids.
AUGGUGUCCGCACAAAUCCCUCCGGGGCUUGAGCUACGUUCGCAUUCAACUGCGCGCCUGGCUGCACAUGCAACACGUUCCUUUGCACCAGGGGAUGUAAUCCUCGUCGAUGAAGCCCUCACCACUGCAAUCCUUCCAUCCGACGCCGGACGACGAUGCAACCACUGCCUUCGCCUUACCUCCGACCUGAAGAGGUGCGCCGGAUGCGCAGCCUAUCAUUAUUGCAGCACGCAGUGCCAAAGCCAACAAUGGUCAAUCCAUCACAAAAGAAUAUGCAAGCAUAUAUCCAGCUUUAUUGCCUCCCCCGCGUACCAAGGACUGCACGAACACGAGAAGAUCACUGCAGUACUACUAUCGCAUCUGUGCACGAUCUCACAACACGGCAAGGAUUCCCUCCGACCAGCCCUUUCCACGUUCGAAGACCUCCUUCCUGGCCCGGAGUCAGCCACUCCGCCGAUAUGCCCACCUCCUUUUAGCACGGAAGAGCAGCAAAAAGCGACAUAUUAUCACUCGAAAUUCGGCAACAACAACUUCGUCAUACACUCCCAUCUAACGAGCUUCGCCCAUGGGAUCUUCCCGAUGUCGAGCAUAUGCUUCAACCAUUCAUGUGCGCCCAACGCAGCAGCACGAUACAUCCUAACGCCACACCAAGUGCCACGCAUGGAGGUCAUCGCGCUCACACAUAUCGCUGCAGGCACAGAGGUCACCAUACCCUACCUAGACCCUGCGCUCCCUCUUGCCAACCGACAACAAAUCACGCAGAUCACCUACGGCUUCAUUUGUGGUUGCCCCUUGUGCACGCUCCAAGCGUCGUUACCCGCUGUCCCCCCGCCGCCGCCACGUUCCGCCCAGGAAGAUAUAUCCUUGAUAGAUUUCGGUCUCCGAAGGCUCGUCUUUGGUGCAACGUCAGACGUAUCCUUGCCGGACACGGUACCGCCCUUGAAUGACCUUCCGCCUAACCUCUUGGCCGUCUUGCACGAGUCAUACCUACCUGCGCUUUCCGCGGCAUUCAGCACGGCGUCCCACGACGUCGAGAGCGCCGACAUAUUGGCGACGGCGCUACAAACCGGACAGACGAUCCUCGCGUUGUACCUAUUGCUGUAUCCCCGAAAUUACCCGCAGAUCGGCAUGCACGCUCUUGAAGUUGCCAAGACAGCGUGGAAUGGCACCGUCCUCGACAUGCCCGCCUCCCCAGAUGAUCGACGUAGCCUGCUAGCGCAAGCACAAGCUUACCUAGCGAUUGCUCAGGAACUGCUGGCCGUCUUUGGGCGAGAAGGCGACGAAGGAGGGCCAUUGGACGAAAUCCAUAUCUUGAAGGGGUUAAUUAUGUACGAGCAGCAUACCUCCGUGUGAAAUGUUGCUCGUGAAAUGAGACAUGGAAUGAAAGUAUCAAGUGAAGAAAUACGAUAGCAUUAUGCGAUAAGAUGAUAGCAUACGAUAGCAGUCAAAGCCCAUGUGAUAUAUACACAGUUACCG